CCCCAACCUUCCAGAGUGUCUGCCUGUCAGUAGGAGGUUCCAGGAAGUAGCCAUAUUGGAUUCCUUGGAACUGGUAUGAUACAUCGCAUCUCUCAGUUCAGCUGAACGUGAAGGCUGCGCCCUUCCUGACAGUUUCCAUUUGGUUCACUCAGCAGUGCUUGAUUACCUAUAAUGGCAGCGCCUGAUAUUGACAGGUUUGCGAGUGAAGAAAAACGAAACCUUGCACUUGGCGGUCAUGUUGGGUUUGACAGCCUCCCAGAUCAGCUGGUCAGCAAAUCUGUUUAUCAGGGAUUCUGUUUUAAUAUCCUAUGUGUAGGAGAAACUGGUAUUGGUAAGUCAACAUUGAUGAACACUCUUUUUAACACAACAUUUGAAAAUGAAGAAACCAGUCAUUAUGAAAAUGGAGUUCGCUUACGACCACGGACAUAUGACUUACAGGAAAGCAAUGUCAGCCUGAAGUUGACGAUAGUGGAUAGUGUUGGAUUUGGAGACCAGAUCAACAAAGAUGAAAGUUACAGACCGAUUGUAAACUAUAUUGACGCACAAUUUGAAAACUACCUACAAGAAGAGCUGAAGAUAAAACGCUCCCUGUACAAUUACCACGAUACCAGAAUUCACGCCUGCCUUUACUUCAUUGCACCAACAGGGCAUUCUCUAAAGUCUCUGGAUUUAGUCACCAUGAAAAAGCUGGACAGCAAGGUCAAUAUAAUCCCCAUAAUAGCCAAAGCAGACACAGUUUCCAAAAGUGAGUUGCACAAGUUCAAAAUAAAGAUAAUGAGUGAACUCGUCAGUAACGGAGUGCAGAUCUAUCAGUUUCCUACAGAUGAUGAGGCUGUUGCAGAGAUUAAUUCUAUAAUGAAUGCUCAUCUGCCAUUUGCCGUUGUUGGAAGCACAGAAGAAGUGAAAGUAGGGAAUAAACUUGUGCGAGCAAGACAGUAUCCAUGGGGAGUUGUUCAAGUUGAAAAUGAAAGUCAUUGUGACUUUGUGAAGCUGCGUGAGAUGUUGAUCCGAGUCAACAUGGAAGACCUCAGGGAACAGACUCACACUAGGCACUAUGAGCUCUAUAGGAGGUGUAAGCUCGAAGAGAUGGGCUUCAAAGACACUGACCCUGACAGCCAACCUUUUAGUUUGCAGGAGACAUACGAGGCAAAAAGGAAAGAAUUCCUUAGUGAAUUGCAGAGGAAAGAAGAGGAAAUGAGACAGAUGUUUGUCAGCAAAGUGAAGGAAACAGAAGCUGAGCUGAAGGAAAAGGAGCGAGAGCUUCAUGAAAAAUUUGAACACUUGAAGAAAUCAAGUCAAGAAGAAAAGAGAAAAGUUGAUGAAAAGAGGAAAGAGCUAGAAGAAGAGAUCAAUGCUUUUAACAGAAGAAAAGUAGCAGUAGAAACCUUACAGUCUCAGUCACUACAGGCCACUUCCCAGCAACCACUGAAGAAAGACAAAGACAGAAAGAAUUAAAUCACCACAAACUACCAUGACAAAAGAGGACUGUUGUGCUUUCUUCCAUUUAAAAUUAAAGUGCAUGAAAUGCCAACUUGAAAAUUUGUUUUGCAAGCGGACCAAAGAAAAUAUAAGAGAGAGAAGUACUGUGGUUUUAGUGUUUACAGUAUUGCAACAUGAACAUUUAUCCAGUUGCAAAAUAAACCAUGUAUUAUACUUAAACGAAUUCACAAAAGUAUAAAUGCAGCUUUUCAGGACCCUUUUCUUUGUGAUCAGGGUGAUACAGGUCAGGAUUAUUUAAAGCCAUACUGGUCUGCAUUACCAAGUAUAUAUUUGCAUUUUUUAUUACCUAGAGAUUAUUGGCUUGACUUUAAAGCCUAAUUCAGCAGUUUUUUUGUAUGAAAAUAACAGUCUAUAUUACUUAGUCAUAAUGCGUAUUACAGAAGGUGACAUUAGAACUGCCUUCUUUCACCCAGUAUAACAUUUUUAGUAUUACUGUUAUUGGUAAUAUGUCUUUAGAAAUGUGUGCAAGGUACUAAUGACAUUCCAGACAUCUUUUUUAUUGCUUGCAAGUAAAAAAAAAAAAAAAAAAAAAAAAUGUACCUUACAAUUUUAUACUGUGGACAUGGUGAAAGAGUGCCCUCUACUGUUGCUUUUGAUGAAGGUUUUUUUUCUGAUGUAUAUUGAGACACGUGCAUUGAAUGCUAGACUAUAAAGCACUUCACUGUUAACGCUAUUUCUGUAUGAAUGACAGUGUACACAUUACAGGCAGUAAAAGUGGGAAAGUAUUACUGCAUGGCAAAAGAUGCAACGUUCCUUUAUUCCAUGUGUUUCUACCUCGACGUUCUGAGGAGCAUAAACAGGCAGAAGAUAAUUCUCAAACAAGUCCGUGUGUACUGCAGUUCAAGGAAAUCAAGAAUGGCUUGAAAUUCUGUUGUACUGCCAAAUGAGACUUAAUGUGAUUCAGGACUCCAGUUCAAAGAGAGUAUGUGUAUGUUAUGUUCUGUAUGCUUUUAAAGUAAAACCUGAUCUUCAUAAGAAGGAAUCCUUAAAA
This is a messenger RNA of Protopterus annectens (West African lungfish), 2491 nucleotides long. RefSeq names its product septin 8 (gene SEPTIN8). Lineage: Eukaryota; Metazoa; Chordata; Ceratodontiformes; Protopteridae. The transcript has 10 exons. Gene Ontology annotation, biological process: cytoskeleton-dependent cytokinesis. Gene Ontology annotation, molecular function: GTPase activity; GTP binding; molecular adaptor activity. The record is from RefSeq and is a predicted model, not a curated record. The coding region runs from base 172 to 1455 and encodes 427 amino acids. Gene Ontology annotation, cellular component: cell division site; septin complex; septin ring.